GAUUAGGAUAUGUGUCACAGCAUUAUUUACUAUUAAAUGCGAACCGAUAGAGUGGAUUCAUGCUGCGAUUGUUUAAUCUUCUGUCGCACCCUCUUUAAAUUGUCACCCCAAAAGUUUGAAGUGCAUAUGAAGUAAAAAAAAGUUUUUUUAAACUUUACGCAAAAGAAAAUAAAAGCUGAUUAGUAAAGUACUAAAAGCCGAGUAAAAGGUAAAAAGGUAAAUUUGUUUGAAAUAUGGGUUCCUCUAUGAUGCCAAACACAGAGUUUGAUCUUUAUAUUAAAUCUAAUGUAACAGUACUGAAAUCUCGUGCAAUCGAUUUGCUUCUUUCUAAAUUAAGAGAUAAAAAUACUAACUGCGCAGAGUUUACUUUUUAUGGAGAUCGGUUAAUGAGGAUUUUAGCAGAAGAAUCAUUGGCACAUAUACCAGCAGUUCGAGGUGGCGAAGUUAUAACUCCAUGUGGGUCACUUACUGGUCUAAUUGACUAUCGCGAUAAGAUAAUAUGUGUUGUCUCUAUUCAACGGUCAGGUGAUAUUCUACAAGAAGCUGUUCGUACGAUUCUUCCUGGAAUUGGUAUUGGAAAGAUACUAGUUCAAAGAGAUGAAAGCUCACCCGAGAAGAAUCCUGUUUAUUAUUAUAAGAAUUUUCCGAAAAACAUCUCUGAUUGUUAUGUUAUACUAGCUGAUCCAAUGUUGGCUACCGGUGGAAGUGUCAAGGUAGCAAUUUCUGUAUUAAUUGAAGCUGGUGUUUCAGAAUCUAACAUAAUGUUUAUUAAUCUUAUAUGUUGCCCUGAAGGUCUUCGCUCUUUAAAAGACGCAUAUCCUAACGUUAAAGUAGUCACAUGUUGUAUAGACAAAUGUUUAAAUGAACAUAAGUAUAUUGUUCCAGGAUUAGGUGACUAUGGCGAUCGCUACUAUGGUACUGGAUAGUAUUGUCGAUCAUAUAUGGUGAUCGCUACUACGGUGCUGAAUAGUAUUGAUCAUUUAGGUUAGUAAUAUUAUUUUAAUUGAAAGUUUUAGUGUAAGUUUUGGUUUUAAAAAUAUUCAAUAUAAGAAAUAUACAAAUGUAAAAUACACGAAUUUUUAUUUUUAUUUUUACCGCAUAUGGUCUUGUGUUAAGAGACAUGCGAUUAUUUUUUCAAAAUACAAUCAAAAUAUUGUAUUGGAUAAUCUAUAAAUUUUA
Molecule: messenger RNA, 1179 nt
Organism: Hydra vulgaris (swiftwater hydra)
Lineage: Eukaryota; Metazoa; Cnidaria; Hydrozoa; Anthoathecata; Hydridae
Product: uracil phosphoribosyltransferase
Source: RefSeq, a predicted model, not a curated record